UUCCUUUUUGCUGCCCCGUGGGCUGAAGAACUCAGGCAGAAGAACUGCAGAGACCCAGCAGGGGCUGAUGCUUCAGGAAGACAGCAGAGAGAGGGAGGCUGAUGGAUUUCACCAGCUCUGUCAUCGUCCCGCUGCUGUUCGGCAGCCUGGGCAUCUUCGCGCUGUUCCGGCUGCUGCAGUGGCUGCGCAUGCGAACGUACCUGCAGGAGGCUGUGGUGGUGAUCACAGGGGCCACCUCUGGCCUGGGCAAAGAAUGUGCCAAAGCUUUCCAUGCAGCUGGCUGCAGGCUGGUGCUGUGUGGCAGAGACAGUGAGAGGCUGAAGGGGCUGGUGCAGGAGCUCUGUGCUGUCAAGAAUCACCGCAAGAACCCACACGAGCCUCACACGGUGGUGUUUGACCUCUCAGACACCAAGGCUGUGGUGAAUGCAGCUGAGGAGAUCCUCAAGGCCUUGGGUCACGUGGACAUCCUGAUCAACAACGCUGGCAUCAGCUUCAGAGGCACCAUCGUGGACACAGGGCUGCAGGUGGACAAAAAAGUGAUGGAAACAAAUUACUUUGGACCUGUAGCCCUCACCAAAGCACUUCUCCCCUCCAUGAUCAAGAGGAGACAAGGCCACAUUGUGGCCAUCAGCAGCGUGCAAGGCAAAAUAAGCAUUCCUUUCAGAUCUGCAUAUGCUGCCUCUAAGCAUGCUACCCAGGCCUUCUUUGACUGCCUGCGAGCAGAGGUGGAGCAGUAUGACAUUGAAGUGACAGUGGUGAGCCCUGGGUACAUCCAGACCAACCUGUCCCUCAACGCUGUCACAGCGGACGGAUCUCGCUAUGGAGUUAUGGACAAGACCACGGCCGAGGGACAGACGGCGGCCGAGGUGGCUCAGGUGGUUCUCAAUGCAGUGGGACAGAAGAAGAAGGAAGUGCUUGUGGCUGGCCUGACCCCCUGCCUGGCUGUCUACCUGAGGAACCUCUGCCCCAGGCUGUUCUUCACCUUAAUGGCAUCUAGAGCAAAAAAGGAGAGAAAAGCAAAGGGCUCUUAGAGCUCAGCUGCCCUGAGCAGGGAGAGGCUGAGCCCCUGCAGUCGGCUGGGACAUCACUGGAGGUGCUCCUGCAGGAAAAUCCUUUCUCAGAGCUGUUUACCAUUGCAUGGAGACUGGGAAGUGGUUUCCCCCACACUGCUGGAAGACAGCACCUAAAGCUCAGCUGGAGAAGGAAGGUGCUUGGACAAUGGGGGAGAGCUGAGGCUGCAGGGAGGGCUCAGGGGAACACUGGGGAGGCCCUGGCUGGGACUCCUCACCUCACUGCAGGCAUGCUCAGCUUUGCUGGCCUGCCACAAAUAAACCCCACCUGUUCUGCCUUCAGCGAGCAGCCCUUGGCUGUCCCCACCCCUGUGAAAUACAGUCCUCAGCUGGGAGCUCUCGUGAUCAGUGUCUCAUUCCCACUCCUUCCACUCUGACCCAGGACACGCUGCUUGCAGUGGGAAACUUCACAGCCCCUUCCUGUUAACGUGCCAAGUCAGCUGAUAAAUUAAGCUCAAUCCAGUGCCACUUUUAAAGAAGUAACUGAUGUACAAUUUGGGUGUAUUUGGCAUCAUUUUACCUGUCUGAAUCGUGCCCUACUGACGGACUGGGACAGUUCAUUCUGCAGUGACAGCUCUGUGGAUCCCAGCCCCAGGAAUGCAGGGAAGCACUGAACAGGCAGAACAGCACAGCAGGGCAGCUGCUGCCAGGACACACUGCACAGGUGACAGCAGCACACCUGGGCCACCUGCAGCUCAGAGCAGCUGUGAUCCUGUGCAUGCCAGGCACUCUCUGGCACAGAGAAGAAUCCAGGUGUGUAAAGUGCAGAGUGUAGCAGCCAGAGCAAUCACAGGUGGUAAUUAUGAUCACAUCCAGUGGGGAAGGAUACCUGCCUGUUCAGGUAUCACUUCAGGGAGCCUGACAGCCUGAAGGGUGCUGUGUUCCAUUCCUCACCCCUUCUCCUCAUGUGAGGGACACCAGCACCAGUAGGAAAAAGGAAUUGCUGCACAGAUAGAGGACAGAAAUAAUCUUAAAAUUGAAAUAAACUCUACUAAUAGGAACCAAGGUUCAGACCUCUCCUGCCUCUCCAUGCACUUGCCAGCAUUUUCCAUGUGUCCUGCCUCACAUGUCCUGCCUGGGAGUGCACAUCUGAUGACAAAUAAAUUACAUUGCUAUGAAAU
Molecule: messenger RNA, 2191 nt
Organism: Melospiza georgiana
Lineage: Eukaryota; Metazoa; Chordata; Aves; Passeriformes; Passerellidae
Gene: DHRS7B
Product: dehydrogenase/reductase 7B
Exons: 7
Coding region: 102-1031 (309 amino acids)
Cellular component (GO): membrane
Molecular function (GO): oxidoreductase activity
Source: RefSeq, a predicted model, not a curated record